Ectocarpus siliculosus is the source of this 3162-nucleotide messenger RNA. Lineage: Eukaryota; Phaeophyceae; Ectocarpales; Ectocarpaceae. The record is from the annotation of a GenBank genome assembly.
AUGUCCGCAACGACGACGGCGACCUCCACCUUAGGGGGUUGCGGAAGGAGGAGGGUCGCAGUGAGGCUGGCCUUCCUCUCCGCGGUUGUCCUCACGGUGGUCGUGGCGCUAGCCGUGGUGGAGGUCGGGGUUAGCCUCCGCUGGAGCGGCAGCAGCAGCGGCGCCGGCGCCGGCGCCGGCGGUGGGUCGCUCGCUUUUCUCGCCGACAACGAUGUCGGCGGCGGGGACGGCGGCGAGGACGCCGCCACCACCGCUGUCGGAGGGGCGGAGAGCGAGGAUGCUUCCCCCGGUGGGGGGGGCGUGGGGGCCAAGCGGGCGUAUGCGGUGGCGUUUCCGGAUGUUCGCGACCCCCUCGUGCUCGAACGGGCUCGGGCGCUUCGGAACUCCCUAGGGGCGUUGAAGAAUGAUGACGAAGAGAUCGUUGCGAUCGUGCCGCGGUACUCCGGAAAGCAGCUCGUCUCCCCCCUGACAGAUGCCGGAUACAGAGUUCUCCCGCGAGACACGCCUGCUCCCCCUUGGCGAACGAGCGGGAGAUUCGUGCAGCAGGCCAUGGCGGCGACCGGGGCGGGGUGGGGGAGCGAAGGUGCCAAUGACGGCGGUAGUGGUGGUGGUGGUGGGCACGGCUGGAACCUGUUAGCGCUGGAGGCGCUGUCACUAACGGAGUACGAAGAGAUUGUCGUCCUGGACCAAAAGAUGGUUAUUUUCCAGUCUGCGGAGCACCUGCCGCGGAGAGCUUUAAUAGGCAGCGAUGGCGGCGGCAGCAGCAUUCCGCGCGAGGCGCAAGUUCCGGGAGGACAAGCGCCUGGGCGAGAGGGCGGGAAGGGCGAAGAGCACUGGUGGCAGGGCCGCUGGAGGUUUCUUAGCGGUGACGGCAGCGGCGGCGGGGAACUAGGGGGCUCCGAGUCUGCCACAGCGGAUAAGCUGCCGCGGUUGUUGCCGGAGGGGGACGGCUGGACGAUUGGGUUUGCGGCGGGGGACAAGUCGACUUUCGCAUCGGGGCCAGGAGUGAACAGCUUGUCACCGGCCCAUCGCGACCUCUUUUUCGGGCAGCACGCGGCCCUCAUGACCGUGCGCCCGAACGCCGAGCUCUACGAUGAGAUUUCGCACCUCCUCUGCAAGCGCCGUCGACUCGGCCAACGAGACACCGAGCCUGCCGGAGACCGCGGCGAAAGCUCCGUCCCGGGGGCGGCAGCGAGGAGCUUCGCCACGGCCUCCCUCGAGAGGAAUACGUUGGAUAGGAGCGGUAGCCGCUCCGAUGACGCGGGAAGGGUGACCGAUUUCGAUAUUCGGGGGGACGGGGGACGCCGAGGUGGCCGGGAUAAGACCGAGGAGGGUAGUUUUGCCCCUGCCAUGGCUGACGCAACUACUGCUGUCGAGGUGCCUGGUGAUCGGGGCAGGGAGGAGCGCUCUCUAGCUGGCACCGGGAGAUUGCGCAGUUCGCCUAAGGACGGGGCGAUGUCGAGAGAACUGGGAGGGGCGCGCGGCAUCGGCAGGAGAAGACUGGGUGGGAGUGACGGCGGCAGUAGCGGCGAUGGUGGCGAGGACGGAGAUUCAGCCGAAAGGCGAGGAGGGGAGGAAGGGACAGGGGAAAAGGUUAAUGAAGACGGGGGCGAGGAGGGGGAGAUGGAGGAGGAGCGUCAGAAGCAAGAGGGAGAGGAAGAGGUUAAAAUGGGCGAUAGUAAUAGGGUAGGUGACGCAGUAAGGCUGGCGUGGAUCCCGGCGGACCCCUGUUCGUGCACGGAUGCCCCCGGCGCGGUCGGGGAGGCCUGCCGCGGCUGGCUGAUCUCGAGGGCUGCUGGCCCUCCUUCUCGGCAUUCUCGCGGCGACGGUGAAGCGCAAGCACCAUCAGAGUCCGCGGGAACGCCCCCCGGGCCCGAUGGCCUAUCCUUAGCGUUGUCCGUCUGCAAGGACAGAGCAUUUGAGUCUCCGUUGCGGCUUCCUGCGGUACCGGAGGAGGAAGCCGCUCGUACCGCGGCCGCCGCGGGUGCUUCCUACUCCGCACGGCGUUCGCCCGGCGAAGGGGGGGGCGCGGAUGAGGGUCUGCUAUCUGCGUUGCCCCCGCCGCCGCCGCCGCCGUUGUGGCAGGAGGUGAAGCCUAAGCAGAAGGCGGUGGUCACGCAGGAAGACCUGAACAGCUUCCAGCACUUUUGGCUCGCGAACGUGGAGCAUAAGGUGCUCAUGGUGGCCAUCCCGAAGGUGGCGUGCACCCAGGUCCACGCUCUGUUCCUCCGCCUACAGGGAUCCGAGAACUGGAACACUCAGCGCAUGGAAGAAAUCCAUUAUCACAAAGACAUGGACAAGUACAAGCUGAGCACGAUGCCGAACAUGCCCCCCGAGAGGGCCUCCGCGAUCCUUAACGACCCCACGUGGACGAAGGGGGUGUUCUUGAGGGACCCCACGGAGCGGCUGCUCUCCUGCUUCCUGGACAAGGUCGUGCACAGAAGGUCGUACAGCGUCAACGUCUUUAAAGCCGAAGAGGUGCUGUCGUUCGAGAAGUUUGUCGACCUCACCUCCAAGACCGCGAAAGCCAGGCUUCAGAAGGACUACCCCGGGGGCAACCUUGGCCUGACCAGACGAAGCAACCCGCAUUGGAGACCCCAGUUGUUCUUCGGGCUGGACAAGUUCCUCCCGUACUUCGAUUUCGUGGGAGACUUCAAGCACGUGCAGGAGCACUCGGAGGAGUUCCUGAAGCGGGCCGGGCUGUGGGAAAAGUUCGGCGCGUCCGGUUGGGGCCGUUGGGGGCAGGCGGCGUUCUUCCAGAGCUAUUGCUCCUCUGCUGCUUCAAGUAUGACGCUGCUUCAGAGCUGCUAUUUGGCCGAGGAGUAAGGAGUAGUGCAACUAUCACCGCAGCUGUCGUCGCAACGCUAGGGCUAGGUAGAAAUGGUCCACCGUCCGGGGCCACGCCACUGGGAGCCACGACUCCUUGGGGCAGUACUAUACGCCCGCACUAUUGGCCUCCGUGCGAGAGGCCUACGCCGACACGGACUACAAGCUGCUGGCCAGCCUCGGGUGGUGGAACGAGACCGAGAUUUCACCGCUCCCGCCAUAGCCAUACGCGAAACGCGUAUUUUGUAGGUUUUCUGUUGUUCAACAACGCUGCCGCUGAAAUCUGAUUGGCCUAACGUACUCAUGUUUCGCGUGUUAGACUAUUGACCACGCGUC